Notechis scutatus (mainland tiger snake) is the source of this 1783-nucleotide messenger RNA. The record is from RefSeq and is a predicted model, not a curated record. NCBI's taxonomy places the organism in Eukaryota, Metazoa, Chordata, Lepidosauria, Squamata, Elapidae.
CUCCCCAUCCCACCUCAGCCUGCUCGGCCGACGGCCUCCCUCUCCGCCGACGCCAUGAGCUCCGGCACGCCGUAUAUCGGGAGCAAGAUAAGCCUCAUCUCCAAGGCGCAGAUUCGCUAUGAGGGCAUCCUCUACACCAUCGACACCGACAACUCCACCGUCGCCCUCGCCAAGGUGCGCUCAUUUGGAACAGAAGAUCGUCCCACAGACCGCCCUGCUCCUCCAAGGGAAGAAGUUUAUGAAUAUAUCAUCUUCCGAGGGAGUGACAUUAAAGAUAUCACUGUAUGUGAGCCUCCGAAAGCGCAGCAUAAUCUGCCCCAAGAUCCCGCUAUUGUCCAAUCGUCUCUGAGCUCUGCAUCUGCAUCUUCUUUUCAACCUCAUGUGCCUUAUAGUCCUUUCAGAGGGAUGUCAUCCUACGGUCAGCUUGCCGCCAAUUCUUUAAUUGGACAGCAAUAUGCAGCAUCCCUUGGUUUAGAGAAGCUGGUAAGCCCUCCAGCAUCAGCAGCUGCUUCCAGUCCUAGCACUUCUUCAUCUCCUCAGCCAGUUUCAGAGCCUGACUUGUCAUCAGAGCCACAUCUGCUGUCUUCUAAGGGUGCUGCUUUUCCAUCUGUUCAUUCAGUGCGCAAAAGUCCAAUGGUGGAGCAGGCUGUUCAGACUGGCCCGCUGGAUAACAGCUUGAAUCCCAAAAAGGCAGUCAAAGCUCCUCCAGCAAUUCAACGCAACACACGUCAGAUUCCACAGAAUCACAAGACAAAUGAUAUAGUUGACCCAACACCUGUGCAAACGCAAGGGCAGGUGAAUGAUGAGAAUAGAAGGCCCCAGAGGAGGAGAUCAGGAAAUAGAAGAACUAGGAAUCGUUCCAGAGGACAGAAUCGACCAGCUGCCGUGAAAGAGAAUACAAUCAAGUUUGAAGGUGACUUUGAUUUUGAAAGCGCCAAUGCACAGUUCAACCGAGAAGAAUUGGAUAAAGAAUUCAGAAAGAAACUGAAUUUCAAGGAUGAUAAAGUUGACACCGGAGAAGAAAAGGGAGAGCCUACUGUGGCUGCUGAAAACUGUGAUGGCAAUCCAGAUGAAGAUCUACUGGGACCCAACUGCUAUUAUGACAAAACAAAAUCUUUCUUUGAUAACAUCUCAUCAGAACUAAAGUCUAGUUCACGGCGUACAACGUGGGCUGAAGAACGGAAGCUGAACACGGAGACCUUUGGUGUUUCUGGGCGAUUUCUCCGUGGCCGCAAUUUUCGUGGGGGAUUUCGUGGUGGAAGGGGGGGGUCUGGAGCUGUGCGGCGAAGUCAGGCUACUCCCAGAGUUGGGACUGGAAGAGUUUGAAUUCAGCAGAGCUUUCGGCCACAUCGCUAUGAAGUCUUGUACAUAGGAAGGAGGGAACAAUACAAACUGCUGCACUUAAAAAUGGGUGAAUGAAACGUUUACUUUCACAAGCCUGAAUUACGAUGGGAUUAUUGCUAGUCUGUCACAGCAGAUGGGAGCACUGGGAUUGCUUCAACAGGAGUGCACUCUGGUUCAAGGUUUUUUUUUUCUCCCCAAUUUUUCUCUUUUUGGGGGUGAGUGUCUUUUGCAAGUAGUGCUGCUGCUUAAGUUCUAGCCGCAAGGAACCUGUGCUGCUGCUUAAGUUCUAGCCGCUGUUGUAGUUGAACAUAAGGGAGGAGUACUUGUUCUAUUCCUAAAGAAAGCGAUGCAAUUCUGAACUCUUUAAGAAAAAAUGAAACCAGCAAUUUAAAUUUGGAGAACGGACAGGUCUGCUGGUGUCCUUUUUCUUCUGACUUCU